UAGACUAAUAACUAAUUACAUUAAUUAUAGAUAAAUAGACUGUUGAUAAAUAUGAAGUUAAAAGAGAAUAUUAAUGAUGCAGCCUGUAGACUAGCUCUUAUCCAAAAUUCUUAAACCCCAUUAAAAGCAAGCUAUGGCAGGUGCACCUCUCAGGGUAUCAAAUCCUAAAAAAGAACACGUUACGGUUUCUUCAUCAGACGACAACGCAAAGAUGAAUCAAAUUCAGUCCACUCAUGCUCCUGAUGGCCGUGAAUUUUCAUUGAAACCUCUUCUUCUUCUUGUUGAAGACAUUUUCCAACGAGCUGCACCCACUGGCCUGGCUAACAUUGUUCAUCAACAAGGAGCUCCCCACGCACAACUUGAUUUAUUGGAUGAUAAGAUUCUCCGAAAUGGCUCUGAUGAAAUGAUGGAUGUUUUGUCAUACACAAUCAACAAAAUUUCCUGCGAGAUAUGCUGCAAUAGCUCUGGUGGUGGAGAUCCACAUGCUACAACAAUGGCAAUAUUUCAGUUGCUAUCAAGCUACUCAUGGGAUGCAAAGGUGGUGUUUGCCAUAUCAGCAUUAGCGCUAAACUAUGGCGAAUUCUGGCUCGUCGCCCAGCUUUACCAUACAAAUCCACUGGCCCAAGCAGUUGCGCUGCUUAAGCAAUUGCCAGACAUGUUCGAACGUGCUGACGCAUUGAAACCAAAGUUUGAGGCAAUCAACAACCUUAUCAGGGCAACUUUGGAUGUUGCAAAAUGCAUUGUUGAAUUCAAGGAGCUUCCAUCUCAGUAUAUCACUGCUGAUGCACCAGAAAUUUUAACUGCUACUACCCAUAUCCCUACUGCUGUCUACUGGGCCAUCAGGAGUAUUGUGGCUUGUACUUUACAAAUUAUUGGCCUCACUGGCUUGGGCCAUGAGUACACUGCAUCGACAACGGAAGCAUGGGAACUGUCAAGUUUGGCCCAUAAGAUCAGAAGCAUUCAUGAACAUCUCAUGACACAACUCAGUCUUUGUUAUCAUCAUAUAGAUGAGAAAAGGCACAUUGAAGCAUAUCAAACACUCAUUCGCCAGUUCGAAAUUGUCCACAUUGAAAACAUAAAGAUUCUCAGGACUCUGAUUUAUACUAAAGAUGAUCAACUACCACUCUUUGAUGGUGCCAACCAUAAAAGGGUUGACGGUGCCAAACAAAAAAGGGUUAGCCUUGAUGUGCUAAGGAGGAAGAAUGUGCUGCUAUAUAUCUCAGACCUGGAACUACCCCAUGAAGAGCUUGAAAUGCUUCUACAAGUUUACACUGAGGCUCGGCAGCAUCCAGAAAGGACUGAGAGCCAAUUUGAGAUAGUCUGGCUCCCUGUCGUGCACCCAUCAACCCCAUGGAAUGAAGUGACAAAAAAACAAUUUGAGAAUCUCCAAUCAAUGAUGCCUUGGUACUCACUGUUUCACCCUUCACUGCUCGAUCGAGCAGUCAUCAGAUACAUCAAGGAGGUGUGGCGCUUCAACAAGAAGCCCUUGCUCGUGGUCUUGGACCAGCAAGGGAAAGUAGUGAAUCCUAAUGCUAUCCAUAUGAUGUGGAUUUGGGGAAUCACAGCUUUCCCUUUCACCAGCAUUAGGGAGGAAGAACUCUGGAAAGAAGAAACCUGGAGAAUUGAGUUGUUGGCAGAUACUAUUGAUCCAAAAAUCCCCGCUUGGAUACAAGGAGGGAAGUACAUAUGCUUGUAUGGUGGAGAGGAUAUAAGUUGGAUCCGCAAGUUCACCCGGUUGGCAGAUGCAGUUGCAAAAGCUGCCAACAUCCAGUUAGAGAUGCUUUAUGUAGGAAAAAGCAAUCCAAGGGAGAAAGUGAAAAGAAACAAUUCAAUUAUUGAAGCAGAAAAACUUAGCCAUACGUUAGACCUCACAAUGAUCUGGUUCUUCUGGGUGAGGCUGGAGAGCAUGUGGCACUCCAAGAUGCAACAUAACAGGACUGUAGAAAAUGACUCAAUAAUGCAGGAGAUUGUGACCAUGCUCAGCUUCGACGGAAGUGAACACGGGUGGGCUCUGAUUAGUAAAGGAUCAGGGGAUCAGGAUCAAAUGACAAAGGCAAAAGGGGCUGAUAUCUUGGAGACCUUUGAUGCCCUUCAGUCAUGGAAGCACAUUGCAGAUGAAAGGGGAUUUGUGACUGCACUUAAUGACAACCUCCGUGGGCGCCAUAAUCCACAUCACUGCAACAGAUUGAUUCUGUCAGGGACUAUAGGAAGCAUCCCUGAAAUGAUAGUGUGCGCUGAUUGCAACCGCCCCAUGGAGAGGUUCAUCAUGUACCGCUGUUGCAAUGAUUAAGCCUAUGUUUAAUUAAUCUAAUGCUGUGUGCUAUGGCGAUAUAUAUGGUUUGAACUGUGAAUGGAUUGGGAUUUAAUAGCUGUUGUAGCCUUUAGUUGCUUGUUUACUUCUGCUGUUGUAUAAUUAAGAUGUUGAGCAAGCAGGGGGAAAACUGCUAUGUCUUUGCAUUUGUGUUCUUUCCGUUCAAGUAUUUUCAAUUAAGCGAAAUUAUUAAUUAGUUUUCCUUUA
This is a messenger RNA of Hevea brasiliensis (rubber tree), 2518 nucleotides long. Its product is annotated as protein SIEVE ELEMENT OCCLUSION B. The record is from RefSeq and is a predicted model, not a curated record. The transcript is spliced from 8 exons. Lineage: Eukaryota; Viridiplantae; Streptophyta; Magnoliopsida; Malpighiales; Euphorbiaceae. Bases 134 to 2290 code for a protein of 718 amino acids. Gene Ontology annotation, biological process: phloem development.